AUGGAAGCUCUGGUUUGGCUCCUUGGUGCUUGCUGCCUGCGGUGGGUACUAGCUAGUGGAGAGAGGGAUGGACGCACAGUGGAUUCAUUCUCCAAAUUUUAUUCUUGUAGGAUUGCACUCAUGUCAAGGGGACCUAAAAGUAGAUUUGGAUCCGUGACCGGGAAAAAAAUUGAAAAGCAGGUUAGAAUGGAUGCAACUAGGUUUUGUCCAUAUGCGAGUAGUAGAGGUGGCCAUGGUGUUGCAAGUGGAGCUAAUCAUCGUGGUAAGCCCGUCAUGGAUAGCAACAUCGGACACAAGAGCAACAUUUUGUCGAAUGAAAAAUUGGCUUCGUCGUCAAUGAACACAAGUAAAACUAACAAAAGAGAUAAUGUUGCAAAUGAUGCAAAUCGGCGAGAUAAUGUUGCCUCGUUGUUAGUUGGACAAACCCCUUUAAAGGAUAGUAACACUAGACACAUGAACUCUUCUAGAAUGGAUGUAAGUUUGGAUCCUUUACUAAGGAAUGCUCGCGAAAACAAUAGAAGAGAUGAUGGUGUUUCAUACCUUGCUUCAAAACUAGAUAGACGAAAUCCUUUGAAGGAUAAGAACAUCAAGCACAAUUACUCCUCUGCAAUGCAUGUGUGUUUGGCACCAUUGUCAAGGACUGACAACAAAAGGAGUGUUCCAGUUGAAGCAAAUCGACAAAUCAGUCACGCCUUGCGACCAAUCAAGCAAGAUUCCCCUAGAAAGAAUAACAACACCAAACGAGUAGAAGCCAUCAUGCCAAACGGAAAUGUUACUAGAAGAGAUGAUUCCAUUGUUGUAUUGAGAAGCUUAGAGGACCAUGACCCCUUGAAAGCGAAGACAACAAUGAAUAGAUCAAAGCAUAUUAAUAAUUCUCAAUCACCUCAAUUUAAGGCAAUGGCAGGACUGGUUCACAGGCCAAAGAAUUUUGAUGGAUUGGAUGGAUGCAAUGAUGCCUUACCUUCUGGGUUAAAGAGGCAAGUAAGUCUUGAUAAUGGAGGAGGUUUUAUCGUCGAUAACCAUAGUGAUAGGGAAUUGACGAUUAAAGCAACGGAGGAAGCAUCUCCUAAGUGGAUGAAGAAACAAAGAAACAAAGAAGCCAAAGGAGAUCAUACUAGUGAUAGAAAUCCUAUGGAUGAAAUCAAUGGAGAUGUUUAUCCUUUUGGUGUCAAAGAUUAUAGUGAAAGGAAUCUAACUUAUGGUUCGAUGAAGAGACAACGAGGCUACACGAAAACAAAUGAAGAUGAAGCCAUUGAUAACGGUGAUAUGGAACUCAUGGAGGUUGAAGAUGUGGAGGCCCGUGAUUGUAGACCGAAGAAUAAGAAGAAAAGAGGCAUAGAAUCAAAUGAAGUUGGUGAUGGCAAAGCCGAUGACAGCUUUGCUAAGAAAAAAUUAGAAUCAUUGCCAAAAGAUGAUGUGUCACUUGAUUGUACCAAUGAAGCUACACAACCGGAGAAACUAACUCAUAGAAAGUUGAAGAAAUGGAGACAAGACAUCAUGAGAAAUGAAGAUGAAGAAUUACAUGUUGAUGGUGGUGAUCAUAGUCCUUUGGAUGCUGAUGACGAUAGUUUGAGAUUGACAUCACAAGCUCCUAUUCCGAUAGAUUGUCUGGCCGAAGUGCCUACACCAUUUGUUUUGGAACAUGUCAAGAAGCAAUGCAACUAUUGCUCAAAGCCUAUUGAUGAACCUAUUUGGAGUGGAAUCUUUAAGAUAGACAGAGAGGAAUACAUAUCGUUGGCUGGACAUUUGUCAACCAAAUCGUGUGACAAAGUAUGGGAACUUUCAAGAUCAUUGAUGCCGGUUGUUGAAGUGACAAAGCUUUCCAGGUCAAAGUUCAAAAUAUGGGAGACAUCAAAACCCUCUUGUGACAGCAUUGGCUUGUAUUUCUUCCCUAAUAAGUUGAGGCAUGAUGAAGAUCUGGAUAAACUAGUGAAGGAAGUCAUAGAGGAUGAUCUGGUCCUGCAGACUGUUAUUGGUGAAGCUGAGAUGCUGAUAUUUCCUUCUACUCUACUGCCUGAAAGAUACAAGACUUUUCAAAGGAAACACUACUUGUGGGGUGUAUUCAGGCCAAGACAAGGUCAAUGUGCUACAGUUGCAGAGCCAGUACAUGAUACAGUGUGUUGCGCACAGGAGAAAGAGGAGGAACAGCAUGCCUCAAACCAGCAAGAUGAGGUGCAAGAAGUCCACUGGAAGUCGCCUGCUAAGAGCAUGCAGCAAGCUGCAGCAACUAGAGGUGUUCCAGGGUCCCCCGACAUGGACUUUGGACCUGAAGCUCCUGAAGAAAGACAACUGGGAGAUGCAUUGCGUCACACUCUGCACCGUGCUGAAGCUACUGCAGUUGCUACCAGUCCUGCUGCCGUAACAACUGAAGCUGCUGCAGUUGCUACCGAUCCUGCCGCCGUAACAACUGAAGUUGCCACCAUACCUACUGAAGCUAAUGAAAAUGAUACCAAUGCUGCUACCAUACCCGGAAAUCAUGGGCGGAGCGACUCAAUUGUGGGGGUUCCCCCUGGCAAGUUUUUUUGUUUCGUUGCUGGACAAACUCCAAAACUCGAGCAGCUCAUUCAAGAGAUGCAGCGUGAAGGUUCGUUGGUACUUGCUAUCCGGGGGGAGCCGAUUGGUGGUGGUCUAUGGCCAGGAAACAUCGCCUCCACUAAUAUAAGCAGGGCAUGA
This is a messenger RNA of Miscanthus lutarioriparius, 2673 nucleotides long. Lineage: Eukaryota; Viridiplantae; Streptophyta; Magnoliopsida; Poales; Poaceae. The record is from the annotation of a GenBank genome assembly.